AUGGCGAAGACGAGUUCGGCGAGUACAGGACCUUGGGAUCGACGACAGGGUCUGGACCAUGAACGAGAUACGCGACCACCCGCUCUUCAUGGAGGACGUGCCGAGGGACAUCUCGGACAACCCGGAGCUGCUCGCCUUGCAGAGCCUGGUGUACGACGGCAACACGGACGAGGAGAGAUGGCGGAGCAUUUCCGAAAGUUGGGCAACGAGGCCUUCCGGCUCUCCACGGGCAAGAUCGCCUCGCAGAACGCGUUGCUGGCCUACACCAAGGAAGGGCUCGAGAUGGAGUGCAAGGACGGCACCUGCGCGGGGCUGAUUGCCAUCCCCCUGCCGCGGGACGCCCCCCACCUUGAUAUCAGGUCGAUUGCAUCGCUUUGA
Messenger RNA from Prorocentrum cordatum, 378 nucleotides. The record is from the annotation of a GenBank genome assembly. NCBI's taxonomy places the organism in Eukaryota, Dinophyceae, Prorocentrales, Prorocentraceae.